Molecule: messenger RNA, 906 nt
Organism: Acanthocheilonema viteae
Lineage: Eukaryota; Metazoa; Nematoda; Chromadorea; Rhabditida; Onchocercidae
Source: the annotation of a GenBank genome assembly
AUGUUGGAAGAAAAUAGCUGGCGAUGGGAUGUUGUACAUGCAUGCAGCAAUGUGCUUUGUUUAACAUUUGUGAUUGCAUUUGUCGUUUCCCAACUUCUAUCACUGUUUCGAAAAGCUAAAAUUAGGAAGCGAAGUGUGGCUGCGAUGCAACCGGAACGGAAAUUCAUUCCACAAGCAGGAAUGACUGACAAACAGAUAGGUGAUGUUAUCGAAAGUGUCGUAAACUAUCGAGAAGUCUUCGGUAUCAAGAAGGUGCCGUAUCAUCGUUUGUGUCUACAUGAUGAUGAAGCUUUGCUAAGGUCCCAGCUGUUUUACGAGAACAUGAAAAUGCGACGAUGUGUUCAAGAAUUUAGUCCACGCCCAGUACCUUCGAAAUUGAUUCAAAAUAUUAUCAAAUCAGCAGGUACAGCACCAAGCGCAGGAAAUUUGCAACCAUGGAUGUUUUGCGUAGUCAGUAGUUAUGGACUGAAAGCUGAGAUAAGAAAAAUCGUUGAAGAGGAAGAGCGAAACACUUAUAGCAAAAAGAUGGGAGCUGAUUGGGUGUUGGAUAUAGCAGAAUUGAAAGUCAUAUGGUCUAAACCAUAUCUUACUGAAGCUCCUCAUCUCAUUGUGGUCAUGAAACAAGCUCAUUUGAUCAAUGAUUCAAAUGAGUUAACUUCAGCACAUUACAAUCAAAUAAGUCUCGGCAUAACAGUUGGCAUUUUAAUUGCAGCACUCCAGGAUGCAGGACUAGCUACUUCAAUCACAUAUCCACUGUACGGCAGUGAAAAAAUUCGGAAACAUUUGAAGAGGCCAUCGAAUGAGGAGGUUUUUCUUCUUUUACCGGUUGGAUUUCCAGCUAAAAAUGCCACCGUACCUGAUCUCAAACGUAAAUCCGUUGAAGAAAUAAUUCGAUGUUAUGCAUAA